Diorhabda carinulata is the source of this 1662-nucleotide messenger RNA. Its product is annotated as protein CNPPD1. The record is from RefSeq and is a predicted model, not a curated record. Bases 265 to 1455 code for a protein of 396 amino acids. Gene Ontology annotation, biological process: regulation of cyclin-dependent protein serine/threonine kinase activity. Gene Ontology annotation, molecular function: protein kinase binding; cyclin-dependent protein serine/threonine kinase regulator activity. Gene Ontology annotation, cellular component: cyclin-dependent protein kinase holoenzyme complex; nucleus. Lineage: Eukaryota; Metazoa; Arthropoda; Insecta; Coleoptera; Chrysomelidae. The transcript is spliced from 5 exons.
AAAUAGAGAGAAAAUUAAAUCAGUUCUUGGGUAAGUUGCAGGAAACAUCUUUCAAAUCAAGCUGGAUCUUAAUUUAGUUUCAUCUUUUUUAAUUUUAAUAUCAGUGGCGGGAUUGUUUAAAAUUAAAUAUGCUAAUUUAAUAAAAAAAGAAGAAUUUAUUUCCCAAUUUCCGCUUCAUAGAAUAAUUGAAAAAUAUUUUUUAUAUUCCACGAAGCGUUUAAAUGUUGUAAUAACAAGGAAGUUCCUUCUUAAACAAUAGUUACCAUGUCGAAAAUAUUUAAAGAUUGUGGAGACAAACCAUACAUGUUUGGCGAUAGAAACAAAUAUCUUUCGAGAAUAACAAAAUCUUUGUAUUAUGGAAAAUUGCCCGCAACGGAUUGUUUGAGUUUACCUGUAACAGAGUUAGCGGCAGAAAUAUUUUCCGAAGCUCAACAAGGAAAAUCUUUGGAUAGAUUACAUUAUUACAAAGCUGCUGAUAUAUCUAGGAACGCUUGUGUGGCCCCGUGCUCUCUAGUAUUAGCACUUCUUUAUUUGGAGAGACUGAAAACGUGCAAUUCACAAUAUCUUGAUAGAGUUGCCCCUUCUGAUUUGUUUCUUGUCUCAUUGAUGGUUUCUUGUAAAUUUUUAUUUGAUGAUGGUGAAGGUGAUGAAGUAUUUUUAGACGAAUGGGCUAUUUCAGGAAAUAUCCCAAUAAAGGACUUGAUAAAACUUGAAAAGGAGUUUUUACAUGCUAUAAAAUGGAAUAUCUUUGUUAGCAAAUCGAAAUUCUAUGAAAAACUAAAAGAAAUUGAAUCAACUUUGGCAUUAAAGCAAGGAAAACAGCGAAAUUUUUUCACAUAUACAGAACUCGAAACUUUAUCCUCUUUGGUGGAAAUUCAAAAAAUAAUUUACUGUUUGAUAACAGUUUCAGCUGUAUUAGCUUUAACUUAUCUAGCCGGAGUUUUAACUCUAGUUGGAUCAGUUUAUUUGACCAGUCAAAUACCAGGAACUACUUUGUACAAUAAAAUCGAAGGAAAAGUUAAAGAACCACUUACACAGUCAAGAAAUGACAUUUGGGAACCUUGUUUGGACUUAAAGACUGACAUUGAUAAUAAAUUGAGAGCCCCAAGGGUCAUAGGAAUGUUAAAAACGAGUAUUUUAUUGGCUUCCAUUAAAACAAAUGAUACAUACGAAAAUAAGAAUUUUGAAAACAUUUCUUGGGACUAUUGGAACAAUCCAGUUAUGGAUUGGUUGGCUAGAACAUCAGAACUCGUUUCUUAUUUCACUGUUAAUCCGAUAUUUAACGUACCCAAUUAUUUAGAAACUACUACAACUAAUUUGAAACGCAUUAAAUUGGAGGAUCAAAUUCAUAAAGCGACUAAAACCAGGAUUCAAGAUCAAAUGGAAUCUUCUUGGCAUACCGAGUGGAUAGAUUCUAUAAAGAUUGGAAUUUACACUGAAAGUAUUAAUUUUUGAUCGAAAAAGACUCCAAUUUAUAUUUAUUCAAAUUACAAUUUGAACUGAAACCUUUAACUUAUUUUGAUUAAAAUUAGUUUUAUUUUUCGUUUGUUUAGUUCGAAAUUUAUUUCCUCUAAUCACUCCAUUUGAAUAAAAAAUUAUAUUGUGGUGCAAUUAAAUGUUUUUUUUUUCUCAUUAAAGUGCCUAAUAAAAAAUUGCUAACGG